Molecule: messenger RNA, 987 nt
Organism: Engraulis encrasicolus (European anchovy)
Lineage: Eukaryota; Metazoa; Chordata; Actinopteri; Clupeiformes; Engraulidae
Exons: 7
Coding region: 1-987 (328 amino acids)
Source: RefSeq, a predicted model, not a curated record
AUGAGCAGCACUUUAAGGAGAACCCAGUCCCUGAAGAAUGUCUCAGAAAGCCAGCGGUCAUGGGCAUCGCCAGCGACACCCCUGUGGCAUACGAAAAAGUCUGUCUCCCAGCUCGUUCAACAAUAUCAAAGCUGUGCUGAACUGAGAACUGUAGGCAUAGAGGAAAAUGGACCAAAGCGCCAACUCAUCAGAGACGAGGCCCACACCACCAAGGCAGCUACUCCUCCGGCUACCCCGAAGCAGCUCCAGGGUCACCUGUGGGACGAGCCGGCGGGCUUCCGAGGCUGGACCACCCUGAGCCGCAGCCGCUCCAUGGAAAGCCUGCCCCAGCGGGCGCCGCCUCCGGUGGGCACCAAUGCUCUGCGGGCGCUGUUCGAGUCCAAGAAUGCCCUUCAACAGGAUUUCUCCAGCAGCCCACGGCUAAACAGCAAUGCUGCCAGCGCUCCCAGCACUCCUGUGAAGCGUACCCCUGUGACCCCGACUGCUACCCCGGCCAGAGAGCCGGCGUCCGCGCCGCUGGGUGAACCUAAACGCCCGAGCGGUGAAGUCACGCCAGCAAAGCGGGAGACGACGCGCCAGAGGGUGAACGCUGCUGAAUCAGCAAGGCCGGAGAGGAGGAAGACCGUCGCCGGCGUCCCAGGAUCUCUCGUCAAGGAAGCAGCCAGUCCAAGGGUUAAUCCAAACACGACGCAGGGAGCGCAGGCAUGCCAUCACCCGCAGAAAAACCCCUCUCAGGCAAACAGAAGCUCCGGUUUCACUGCCAAGGGCGGGAGGCCGCGGAGCAACCGAGACGGCAGGAUAAAGGAGAAGAACACAUUUGGACCUGAGCACCACCUCAUCCCCUGCCAAAGCACCAGACAGGACUACCGUUGCGUCAUCAUUGCUGAGACCCUCCCUGCCAUCCAUAAAGGACAGAUCUGCUCUCUACCUGUCAAAAGCAGCAGCUGCCACAGAAUCACCAGGAACUGCCACACAGCAAGGCUAUAA